CUGUGGUAGAGAGUACUCACACAUUGAGGGGAUCUUUGACAGACAAAAGUUUUCAUUACGUGAAUGUGAAGCCACGUCACGGCACUCUCCAGUGCCCGCCUGCUCCCAGGAGCCAGAGCCAGCGAUAUAACACGGUAGCCUGCUCAUUUCUGAGGAUUUGUCCGAAUGCGCGCGAGGAGGGUCUGGAUGGGAAAGCCACGUGGAAUUUGAGAUUUGAUGAAGCCCACUGCCGCAUCAUCCCCCUCUGUGCUGGACAACUUGCGAUAAAACUUUCAAAAAAUGUGAAGCUCUUAUCCACUGAUGCGCCGACAACAGAGGCGAUGUUUAUCUAAAGCAUGAGGUUGCGAGAAUUCAAAUGAACGUACAGUGUUAUUUUUACACUGUUGGAGAUGAAGGCAGACAGAGGAACUAUGAACUUACUCUCCUGGAUAUUGCUCAUAAACUUUUCCCUUUGCUGGACAUCGGUUGACGCACAGAUGGGGUUCGAUGGUCCUCUCUCUGCACAGGAGCAGAUGUACAUCCUUUACGAAAUCAAACUGCAGUGCUACCAGAACCUCUCCAACAUUGACCCAGGGUCCACAGAUGAAGUGUGCCCUCCAGACUGGGAUGGUCUUAUCUGUUGGCCCCGUGGCUCCCCAGGGCUGGUUACCAAGGUUCCCUGCCCGUCUUACAUCUAUGACUUCAAUCACAAAGGACAUGCUUACAGAAAGUGUGAUGUCAACGGUUCUUGGGUGUUUGUGGACCGUUGGAACAAAACAUGGACCAACUACUCAGAGUGUCUGCGCUUCCUUCAGCCCAGUGAUGAAGAAGACAGACAAGACUUCUUUGAGCGGCUGUACGUCAUGUACACCAUUGGCUACGCUGUGUCCUUCAGCUCUCUGCUAGUGGCCAUCUUCAUUAUUGGAUACUUCAGGCGUCUUCACUGCACCAGAAACUACAUCCACAUGCACCUGUUUGUUUCCUUCAUGUUACGAGCGGUCAGCAUCUUUGUGAAGGACAAAGUCGUCCACUCCAGUGCUGGAUUGCAGGACUUUGACUCUGCCCUGUUGGACAACUUAAAAACAGUUAGCAUAGCAUCACUGGACAAGUCUCAGUAUAUUGGCUGCAAGGUGACAGUGCUGCUCUUCAUCUAUUUUCUGGCCACCAACUACUACUGGAUCCUGGUAGAGGGCCUCUACCUUCACAGCCUCAUCUUCAUGGCCUUCCGAUCAGACUCUAAAUACCUCUGGGGCUUCACACUCAUUGGAUGGGGUGUUCCAGCUGUUUUCGUGGCAGUGUGGGCGGUUGUGAGGGCAAUGCUAGCAGAUGCAAGAUGUUGGGAGUUGAGUGCUGGUAACAUUAAGUGGAUCUACCAAGUUCCCAUCCUGACAGCCAUUGGGCUCAACUUUGUCUUGUUUGUGAACAUUGUGCGAGUGCUGGCCACCAAAAUUCGAGAGACAAAUGCAGGGAGAUACGACACCAGAAAACAGUACAGGAAACUGGCAAAGUCUACCCUUGUGCUAGUGCUCGUGUUUGGCAUCCACUACAUCAUCUUUGUGGGGAUGCCUCAUACUUUUGAGGGGCUGAGCUGGGAGGUCCGCAUGUACUGUGAGCUGUUCUUCAACUCGUUUCAGGGUUUCUUUGUGUCCAUUAUCUAUUGCUUCUGCAAUGGAGAGGUCCAGACAGAGAUAAAGAAAACAUGGACUCGAUGGAACCUGGCCUUCGAGUGGGAGGGUCCGGUGGUCUGCGGCCGCUACCGUUACGGCUCUGUGGUUGUGGGGAUCAACAACAACAGCACCAGCAGUCAGUCCCACCUGGCUGGGGCUGGGCCUUCCACACGCUCCACCACACUUGUUUCAAGUCGUGCUUACCGGAGCACUGGCCCCCCUGUGAUCAGCAUGCACGCCACUCUCCCAGGUUACGUGAUCAGUAACUCAGACCCAUCCAUACCUGAAGAACCUGAGGACAGUGGCCCCAAGCAGGUGGACGAUAUCUCGCUGAAGGAAAAUCUGCCUGUUUUAAAUAUGAAUGCAACAGCUGAGGAUGAGGAGGAAACGCUGUAGCAGUUGUCUAACGUCAAAAGAGGCUGUAGAGACGAGUGGAAAAUUUUGCAGGUGGCGCUGUGCCAACUCAUUACAGCCUCAUGUAAUUCAAAUUCUGGAGAGGGAGUAAACACAAAGUUUGACUGUGUGUACAUGAAAUUGAAAAAUGUCUUGAACUGCUUUGAGAAAACAAGCUUAAAACACAAACUAAUGAAUAAGUUAUGAGGUUGAAUGGCAGUUUACAACACUAUCGUCGUGCCACAUUGUCUUGAUACCACCACUAGGAGUAACCAAAAUCUGAAUUUUACACACUGAGGCUUUAACUAAACACGCUGGUCCUGGUGAAUAAAUAAAAAUUAUAAAUGCAGCAACACCAUAGUGCCCUCUGUUGUCCAGCAUGCUCUGGAUGCCACACGGCAGCUUGGAAAAUAUGCUGUUGCAAACAAGCAUAAACCUCCCAACAAGAAAGUGCCAAGAACUGCAGUUCCUCAAAUGGCCACUUGAGGCUGACUACAAAAGCGAGUCAAUUCUCAUAGACUAUCAUGUUAAAAUGCCAGACUUUACGGCAGAAAUAAACAUGUUUACAAUCUGGUACAAAAACGGUUUU
Seriola aureovittata is the source of this 2628-nucleotide messenger RNA. It is a transcript of the gene pth2ra, whose product is annotated as parathyroid hormone 2 receptor a. The record is from RefSeq and is a predicted model, not a curated record. The transcript is spliced from 13 exons. Bases 390 to 2042 code for a protein of 550 amino acids. Gene Ontology annotation, biological process: cell surface receptor signaling pathway; adenylate cyclase-modulating G protein-coupled receptor signaling pathway. Gene Ontology annotation, molecular function: G protein-coupled peptide receptor activity; parathyroid hormone receptor activity; peptide hormone binding. Gene Ontology annotation, cellular component: plasma membrane. Lineage: Eukaryota; Metazoa; Chordata; Actinopteri; Carangiformes; Carangidae.